AUGCGCGCCACUUGCUGUCUGCGGCCCGGAAGCAAGUGUUCAUCCUCUACCGUUCUUCUGUGGCUCCUGUAUGCCUGCGGUAGGGCUCAGGCCGAUGCUUUGGGUCUUGAGGGUGCUGAGCUUGGUCAGUAUGUUCUACAACAACAAGCUAUUGAGAGGGACCAGCGAGCUACCGAGAGAGAAGAGAAGCGGCUCCUAGCAGAGAGAGAAGAAAGAGCUGCUGAGAGAGACUUCCAACUUGCUAAGCUUCAAGCUGAGAAGGAGAUACAGCUCGCCCGCAGCACCGGUCAAGGAAAAGUGAGUACUUCUUCCUGUGAGAACGUCAGAGGACCGAAGUUGCCAACUUAUCAAGAGGGAGAUGAUAUAAGCAACUUCCUCGUGCGCUUUGAAAGGGUGGCUGAACUACUCCAGAUUGAUAAGGAUAGCUACGCUGCAAGACUUGGGUGUCUCCUCACGGGUAAGGCUACUGAACUGUAUACGUCGUUGUCUGCUGACAUAACUGAAGAUUACGCUCUUCUGAAGAAAGCUCUCCUCACUGGGUUCAGUAAGACCGCCGACAACUACCGUCUGGAGUUCCGCCAAGCCAGGAUUAGGGUUGGGGAAAAUUAUCAGCAGUUCUCUGUCCAUCUGACUCGACUGUUCCAGGCAUGGUCGGAGGCAUCUGAUGUCGCCCACACUUUUGAAGGUCUUAAAAAAUUCAUCCUGCUUGACCAGUUUUUGACUAAUCUUUCUCCAGAUUUGAGGGUUUUCAUCAAGGAGCGUCGGCCGACAGACCUUCCCGACGCAGUAAGGCUUGCCGACGACUGGUCAUCUGCCCGUCACGCCUACCCGAAAGCCUACUCUUCUAGUUCCCGAGGAACUUCUAAAGCUGCCUCUGGGGUAAGCCCUACAUCAUCUCAAGGUGACUCCAGCAAGUCCUCUGUCCAGUCCACCCCUAAGAAAAUUACGUGCCACCAGUGUGGAGAAGACGGCCAUAUUCGGCCGCGCUGCCCUAAGAAUCCCGCGCCUUCAAGGAUUGGGAAGCGGAGUGUCCCAAACUAUUCUGUCUCGGGCACCAUUAACGGAUCUUGGAGCUCGAACAUCAUCCGUGACACUGGCUGCUCGUGUGUGGUAGUCUCAGAAGAGGUGCUUCCAGACGUAGAUGUGGAGAGUUGUCCCAAGAUUUCCCUAGCUGACUACUUGGGAAGAGUAGACAAAUUCCCAGUUGUAAAGUGCUACGUGCGCUGCCCCUUCUACACUGGUUGGACUGAGGUGGUGAGAGCUCCUAUAAAGUUUGCUGGCGCUCUGAUAGGAAACAUCCCGGGAGUUAUGGAUCCCCAGGUCUCUAAUCCUUCUCCAGCUCCUCUUCCUGAUUCCAGCAGGGCAUCCUUGUCAUCAGAGCUGCAGCCGGAGGUUUCUACCAGUGCUUCGACUGUGUCUUCGGCUGACCAAGUACACGCUGUUACCACCCGUGCCGGAAGGAUGAAAAGACUGCAUCCUCUGGUACUUCCAGAACUUCAGCCUCUCUCCAUGACCCCUCAAGAGUUCAACCAACUGCAAGCCUCGUGUCCUUCCUUAACUGGGGUACGACAGAAAGCCUCUACGGGAGAAGUUGAGAAAGCCAGGAACGGGUCGUCCUUCCAGUACCUGUACGUCAAUGGGCUUCUCUACCGCAAGUGCCUCACUUCUCAGCUUCCAAAUAAGGUAGGCCAACAAUGCCUGGUUGUCCCAAGUGAGUGUCGCCAGAUCAUACUCUCAGUGGCCCACGAGAGUCCCUUGGCUGGACAUUUCUCUCACCGCAAGACUGAGUUGAAAAUUUAUGAACAUUUCUUUUGGCCAGGUAUGGGAGCGGAUAUCCGUGCCUACUGCCGCUCUUGUGACAAGUGCCAACGGAUGUCAUCAAAGGGCCGGGUGCGUCCUGUCCCUCUUCAGCCCCUACCUGUGAUCACCGAGCCUUUUUCCCGAGUCGCCAUUGACCUCGUUGGACCUCUUUCUCCUCCAUCUUCCGAGGGCCAUAGACACAUUCUUACCUUAAUAGAUUUUGCAACUGGGUUUCCAGAGGCCCUGCCACUUAAGGACAUAGACUCAGUAUCAGUAGCUGAAGCCUUACUAGUGAUAUUUGCACGUGUAGGAAUUCCUAGAGAAAUCCUCUCUGAUCGAGGAACUCAGUUUACCUCCAGUCUGUUAUCAGAGUUACAUAAGCUGCUUGGUGUUAAACCUAUUUUCACAACUCCUUUCCAUCCCAGUGGCAAUGGACGCAUAGAGGCUCCAUGGUCCUCUCAAGGACCUCUCACGGUGUUGAAGGAGUUGUGGGAUAAUCAGGACAUCCAGGGAGAAGAAAGAACCAGCUUCCAAUACGUCCUGGAACUUCGAAACAAGUUGUCAGAAUGUGCCCAGCUUGCUGCUCAAGCAGCUGAUGUAAGUACUGCCCGUUACAAGUCCUAUUUUGAUCUUAAAUCUCAGGACAGGAAGUUUAAUCCAGGUGACGAGGUACUAGUUCUUCUUCCCAGCCACACAAGCAAGUUAUUGGUAGCAUGGAAUGGUCCAUACAAGGUCCUUGAAAGACGUGGUAAUGUUGAUUACCUUAUAGACGAGCCUCGUGGGCCUAAACUAUACCACGCCAAUCUACUUAAAAGAUACCAUCGACGAGCAGUUGUUAACAGGCUCCAUGUUCUCGACGAGAUUCAAUCUCUCGAAACAAGCGAACCCCAGGACAGCACCGUUCCCGUCGUGGAGGAGAAAUUGCCUGACGCCAGCUCCACGGAACUGCCCAUUACGGCCGAUGAAUGGCUGGAUUCUUCACCACCAAGUAUGCCGGAGAUAAAUCCCUCCUUGCCCUGGGAACAACGAGGCGACAUCGAGGACUUACUGCUGGACUACAGGGAUGUAUUCUCCACCACACCUGGCUGUACCUCGACUAUCAUGCACGAUAUUGUCCUCACCACCACCAACAGGAUUCAAGCUAGGUUGUACCCUGUCCCUAUUCACCUUAGACCUCACUUUGAUGAAGAAGUAGAUAGCCUUUUGGAACAAGGGAUAAUUCAAUUGUCUUCCUCUCCCCACUGUAGUCCUGUUGUAAUGGUUCGGAAGUCUGACGGUUCCUACAGGAUGGCUAUUGAUUACCGGAAAUUGAACUCCGUUACGGUCUUCCACGCUGAGCCGUCUUGUAAUAUGGAAGAAGACCUUCACAUGUUCGCUGGUGCUAAAUACUUCUCGGAAAUUGACCUCUGCAAGGCUUAUUACCAAAUUCCAUUGACAGACAGAGCCAAACCCCUAACUGCCUUUCCAACUCAUCGUGGUCUCAUGGAAUUCUGCCGCUUACCCUUCGGACUUGUCACAGCAUGUGCUACCUACGUCCGUCUGAUGCGUCUUGUCCUCGCCGGGUUACCCAACAUUUCUUUCUACUUUGAUAAUAUAUUUGUCCACUCUUCAGAUUGGCCUCAGCAUAUCAGCGCCCUCAGAGCUACGCUUGAGAGACUACGCUCCCACAACCUGACUGCCAAGCCUUCCAAGUGCCGCUUCGGUGUUCACUCCAUCCACUAUCUCGGAUUCGUACUAGACGGAGAACAGCUGAGACCUCAGAACAGCAAGAUGGAAGCGCUGUGCAGGAUAACUCCCCCUCUGUCCAAGAAAGCUCUCCGCAGUUUUCUAGGUAUGAUUGCCUUUUAUAGGAUGUUUAUUCCCCAGGCUUCAGACUACACCGGACCACUCUCUGACCUCUUGAAGAAAGGAGUCCGCGAACCUCUCGCCUGGGAUGAGACUGCGUUGAGCUGCUUCAAUCACCUGAAGCAAGUGUUGUCCAGCACACCAGUACUACAAGUUCCAGAUUGUGGUUCCCCUUUCAUCCUUCGGAGUGACGCUUCAAGUCACGGACUAGGAUCUGUUCUGCUGCAAUACCAUCAGGGGGUGCCUCAUCCUGUCGCCUAUGCCAGCAGGAAGCUCCUGGACCGGGAAAAGAGGUAUUCCACCAUAGAACGUGAGUGUCUUGCUGUUGUGUUUGGUGUGCUCCGCUUUGACUAUUAUCUCAGAGGUCGUGAAUUCAUAUUAGAAGUGGACCACAAGCCCUUGUUGUACUUGGAAACCUUUAAAGGCAAGAAUGAUAGGGUGUUGAGAUGGGCCUUAAGUCUACAAGCCUACCGGUUCAGAGUCGUCCAUAUUGCUGGGAAGGACAACACAGAAGCUGAGCCUCGUCCUGCUCACUUCCUCCUACGCUGGCUGGCUCUGCUCUCACCGUGGUUACCUCAGAGCCGUGGGCUGGUCCUGAGUGCUGCUACCCUCUCCUUACCACGCUCCGACUCCCGUCACUGCUGUGCACCUGACGCCCCUUCUCCUCCUGCGCCUCCUUCGCCUACCACUUCAACGCCACCUACAAGGGCGGAGCUGUGCUGCCCCGCCCUCGCCACACGAGACGAAGGGACGGAGCACCCAACAGUUUUGGAGAUUGUGCAGCCUCCUUAUAAUAAGGAACACCAGCUACGCUUUGGAAGGACUCAAUCCAACAUCAAGCUGCCACACAAUGGCUCAUUUUCACAAUGGUUGAAUGCUGUUGAGAUCCUGCCAGGAGCUUCACAACUCUUCGGGAAUAGUCUUGAUAACGGAGGAGUCGUUGAACAGUUUUCAUGUGGUCAGCCGAAACGCGUGGAUACCGGCGUGGAAGCAAUGGAAGUGAGGCUGCCGCAGAAGGUCUGUCCGUGUCGGGAGGAGGCGGUGAGCGUUGAUGGUCACCUACAGCCUGCGCGAAAAGAUAAGACGCGGAAGAGGUCGCGCCUUAAAUUUCAGCAGAAUCGGUACUAUGGCUACAACUAG
Messenger RNA from Portunus trituberculatus (swimming crab), 4785 nucleotides. RefSeq lists its product as uncharacterized. Lineage: Eukaryota; Metazoa; Arthropoda; Malacostraca; Decapoda; Portunidae. Gene Ontology annotation, molecular function: zinc ion binding; nucleic acid binding. The transcript has 7 exons. The coding region runs from base 1 to 4785 and encodes 1594 amino acids. The record is from RefSeq and is a predicted model, not a curated record. Gene Ontology annotation, biological process: DNA integration.